Molecule: messenger RNA, 3847 nt
Organism: Teleopsis dalmanni
Lineage: Eukaryota; Metazoa; Arthropoda; Insecta; Diptera; Diopsidae
Gene: stv
Product: BAG domain-containing protein Samui
Exons: 3
Coding region: 1370-3316 (648 amino acids)
Biological process (GO): protein stabilization
Cellular component (GO): cytoplasm; nucleus; cytosol
Molecular function (GO): protein-folding chaperone binding; adenyl-nucleotide exchange factor activity
Source: RefSeq, a predicted model, not a curated record
AAUAUACUUAAAUUAAUAUAUAAACCAAAAUUCUGUAUAAAUACUAAGGGUAAGAAUAAAAAAAAUAUUUGUUGCUUUAGUUUAUUUUUACCCACUGUACCUCGGUAGCAUCUCUCACCUUAAUGUAUUCUGUAAUCUCUCCGCAUAAAUGUGGAAGCUUUUCUAAAAAGGAAACUACAAAUUUGACACAUAUUUAAGCCAACAACAAAAGCUAUUCACACUGCGGAGAGCACAAAAGCAAAUUGAAUUGAGAGUAAAUUGACAGCUUUGUGGCAAAAGCGCGAACAUAGCACACACUGCAGGCAGUUGAAGAGUAACGCUAAAGCUAAGUGUAACGUUGCGGUCCGAAAGCAUUUUUAGAUAUGACGUAGAAAUCAAAGAAAAAUACUGUAUCAAGAAGAAAGUGCUAGAGCAUUAAAGAAAGAUAAAUCUGCCCGCAUAUAAUAAAUAUUUCAGUGGUUGUAAAAAUUAAAUUUUUUUAAAAAUCAUAUUUGUUGCAACUAUAAAUCAAAAUUGCCUGCUGUAAUUAACGGUUGAAUACCGCAAAAGUAUUUUUUUACGGAAAACCCUAGAAAAAAUUCAAAAGUAUUUCGUCAUCAAUUGAGCGAGUGUAUACGUUUAAGGUGAAUAGUUCUAAACGUCACAAUUCAAGGUUAAUACACGUUUAUAUAAUAUAGAUAAAUAAAUAGCAAAGUGCGAACAUUUUACCUGUUAGCAAAGCGGUUUUAAAGGUUUGAAAAUUGUACUUGAUAAAAGUAAAUUUAUACUAAUUAUUCUAUUUGAAAAAAUAUUUCGGUUGAAAAUUAAGUUUGCAAGAAAUUUAUUCCAAAUUAAAAAUAUUUUUCAAAAUUAUUCGGCAAAAGUCUGUAUCUGAAACGAAACACAACCAAAAAAAAGAAAAAAAUUUCGAAAAAAAUUCCACCAUUAAAAUUAGAAGCACAACAGCAAGAAUAUAACCACAGUCCGCAAUCCGCAAUCCGUAAUCCGCAUCCCGCAACCCGCACGAAAACCUUACCCAACCAUAAAUGCAAAGAAAGUGGCUAUUAAAACGUAAAAAUACACAUAAAAUAAGCAAAAAGUGAAAAUAAAAUUUAAUAUUAUUUUUCAAAGCGGCGCAAAGUAUAAAUUGGAAACGUUACGAAAAAAUCUUUAAAUUUUUUAAGUAAAAUUUACAGCAAGAACAAAACAUACUUAGAUAAAAUAUUUGUUCUACUUGUGAUAAAAUUUAUUCGUUGCAAAGCGAACAAGCGUGAAAAUUAUAUUCAAAGUAGUAGUAUUUUUUUGGUGAACCCUAGACGGAGAUCAAUUCGCUACGAUAUCUAAAAAAGAGCUUGAAAAAAAAAAUAGUUAACGAAAAUAUUUGUACAUUAUGAAACCUGUGAUAGCGAAUGCCAGUUCUAGCGCCUCCGCGACUAACAAUGGUGACGGCAAUAGUGCGGGUGCCUCGGCAAAUUCAAAUGGUACAAAUAUACCAAUAUAUUAUGAAUAUGGCAGCAGUCCACAUCAUCAACCACACUACUAUAAUACCGAUGGGAACAGCGGCUCUUAUGGCUCACCUCGCCAACAUCAGCAACACUAUAGUCAACAACCACCACAACAACACAAUCCAGCGCAUAACCAGCAGGGUUUCGGUUUUGAACCAGAUAUAGAUAUGGACAUGGACAUGGAUAUGUUUCCUCGUAGUCGUAUGGGUCGUAUGCACCAUGACCCAUUCAGUAGCUUUGGAAGUUCUCCAGAUUUUGAUUUUCCACAAUUUGGUACAUUGGGACGUCGUCGUGCUGGUAAUGAACAUCAUAUGAAUGAUGAUCGUGAUUUUUUUAACCGUUUGCCAUCAGAAUUUCGGCAAUAUAUACCAGAAGGAUUUGGACAUCGUCGUACUGGUACUGGUACUGGUACAGUACCUAGUCAUCAUCAGGUGCCAACCGGUGGACAAGGACAAUAUUAUCAAAAUUAUGCACCACCAAGUGGAGCACAAUCCUAUACUACCGUACCGCAAUCGCCAUCGAAAACACUUUGUGAUGCAGCCAUACAAACUGAUGAUCCUAGAGAACGGAGCGAAGUCGAUAGUGCAGCUAAUGUUUCAAUGCAAACAGAUAAUUUGAAUCAACAUGGUUUACGUAAUACCAUGGAUAUGGGCAUUAAAUCUGCAAACGAAAAUGAAAAUCAUGGUCCACGUUCACAUUCAGCUCCACCACCAGAACAACAGCAACAAUAUCAACAACAAAUGGCAGCUAACAAUAACCGUCCCACACCUCCACCACAAAGUGGACGUCCAAGUUUCGGUACCCAAACUAGUCAUAACAAUCCAUCAACACAGCAUGUACCAAUACAAAAAUCUUAUUAUCCGCCACAGCAACAGGCGCAUCCACAGCAACAGGCGCAUCCACAGCAACAGGCGCAUCCACAGCAAAAGCAAGCAACACCACCACCACCACAAACGCCAGGUGGCAGUUAUAUACGUACUAUACCAAUAUUUGUAGAAGGACGUUCAGAGCCUAUUAUUAAUUCACAUAAAGACAUACCAAAUCAACAUGGUAACAAUGUAUCAGCUAAUGCAUCGGCUAACGCCAGAGCAGGUCCAAACAAUCAGUCUCAACAACACUACACACAGCAACAGCAACAACAACAACCACAAUAUAAUCAACAACACUUUAAUCAACCACAACAGCAACAGCAACAGCCACAGCAACAACAAAGACCAACACCACUUAAUACUCAUACACAACAGCAACCACAAGAUCUAGGUCCUUCGGGCCUUCCACCACAAACUCCACACACACUUGAUUCUAUAAAUAAAAUUCAGGACAUACAACGCGAUGUACUUGAUCUCAUGGCAAAAGUUGAGAAUUUCGCAGGCACACGCCGAGACAAGGAAUAUGUCUACUUGGAUGAAAUGUUGACACGUAAUCUAUUGAAACUAGACACCAUUGAUACAAAUGGCAAGGACAGUAUUCGUUUAGCAAGAAAAGAGGCUAUAAAAUGCAUACAAGCAUCUAUUAAUGUACUCGAAGCCAAGGCUGAGGAGAAUGCAAAACGUAUGGAAGCAAAUGUACAAAAUCAGGUACCACGUCAACCAUCAACUGAAAUAGUUGUGGACAAUACAACCAAAGACACUUAUGCAGCUGCGACUGAAACUCCAGUCGAACCAGUAGAUGCAACGAAAAUGCAAGAACCCAUACCAUUACCACCACCAGAAGGUAUGCAAGUCGAUGAUCGGCAAGUGACUGCUGCCACAGCGACUGAAACACAGCAGCAAACUCAGCUGAAGGAAGGAAGUCCUGCCAGUGCAACGAACAAUGAAACCGAAUCGAAAUGAUGAUCAUCACGCAUGCGUUUUAUCACAAAACAAUUGCGUAAACUUACCAAAAAGAACUCUGAAAAAUUCUAAAAAUUUUCGCUGAAGUAACUCAUAUUUAGUAUAAAAAGUAUCUAUGGAACGAAAGUUAAGUGCACUUGUCGUAGUAUCCAGUCUGCGUGAAAAUAAUCGAUUUUGAACUGAAUUUAGUAAAAGAAAAUUUUUUGUUAUACUAACGUCAUUUUGCUUUAAACUGUUAACGAUCAAAAUAAAAUCAAAAUUAAUAUUAAAAAGAUCUAAUCUAAUCUCAAGCACUAAAAUAUAAAAAUAUAUAUUUUAUUUGAUGUACAUCUAAAGAACGUUUCAAUAGAGUCCAGUUAAAAUGAUGUAUGGAAAAAUUCCUACUUGUUGGAAGUAAAUGAUGAGUGAAUGUCCUGUGUGUGUUUCGGUGUAGUAUAGAUUUCAAAAAUGCAUAUAUCAUAUUUACAAACCCAGUCUUAAAAUAUUUGUGUAAUUUUAAAAUAAUAUAUUUAAAGAAAAUAUAUAAUGUUA